AGGGAUGGUAGUGUUUGCGCGCGCAUUAUGCUUCUGCAUGAGAUUCUCGUUUGACAUUUUCAAGAGCUUUAUUGAAUUAUAGUGACAUUUAGCAAAUAUGGCGUGUGUUUGGAUCCAUAAUUGUUUUAUGUUAUAUAUUUUAGUGACAGUGUAUAAUUUACAACCGUUGAGGGUUGUUUGUGAAGUUUUUGAACACAGAACAUGCAGUCACAAUCAUCCCAAAGCACACGAGGUGGUGCAUGGUGUAUUUCUCGAACCAGAACACGUUGUAAGAAAAAGGAGUAUAGAUAGACCACUUAGAAUAGUCUUGGUUUAUGAUGAUUCAGUAUACAGGUUGGACACUGAGAAGUUUGACUUAAUAAAUAAUACAAUAUUGCCAGAAGCGGUGCAGUUUUGGCAAAAUGCUCUUAUGGUUCGUGAAACAAAGGGUGUUAUUAGAUUAAACAGGAAAUGUAUAUCUAGUCAAGUUUUCGUGAAGGGUUCACAUACGCAUUGCAUAUCUGCUUGUCGACCUGUGACAAUGUGUGGUGAAGUUCGAGUUCCUGAAGAUCACCUGGACGUUUGUCGAACUUGCGAUGUGAAUGGCAUAGAUUGCGGCGUUGAACCCGGAUCAAAACUCGGAAAUGGAAUACAAGAUGCCGAUUUCGUAUUUUACGUUUCCGCAAUGCAAACUGAACGAUGCUACAAGGGUCUGACCGUAGCUUAUGCAGCGCAUUGUCAGCAAGAAGCGGCGCUUGAUAGGCCGAUUGCUGGGCACGCCAACUUAUGCCCGGAAAGUAUCAGUACUAAACCCCAGGAAUUGGCAACGCUUUUGUCUACAGUGAAACAUGAAAUUCUGCACGCAUUGGGUUUCUCUGUGAGUUUAUAUGCGUUUUUUCGGGACGAAUUUGGCCGACCACGUACUCCACGUAAAACUGAUACUGGAAAACCAUAUCUGAAUGAGAAGUUGCAGAUUCACCAGUGGAGCAAUGAAACAAUAAGGCGAAUUCGAAGGCAAGGUUGGUCUGUAAGAGGAGGUACGGUUACACGUUCAGUAGAUGUGAUGGUUACACCGCGCGUAGUGAAGGAAGCACGAGCACAUUUCGAUUGUCCACAACUUGAAGGGGCAGAACUUGAAGACCAAGGCGGUGAAGGCACUGCACUCACGCAUUGGGAAAAACGUAUACUUGAGAAUGAAGCAAUGACGGGAACUCAUACCCAAAGUCCUGUAUUUUCGAGAAUUACGUUGGCUUUGAUGGAGGAUAGCGGUUGGUAUAGAGCCGAUUACUCGUAUGCAGAACCUCUGAGUUGGGGACGAGGACUCGGCUGCGACUUUGUAAUGAAGAGCUGUAAAGAUUGGAUUAACACUAAAUUAGCAAGAAGCCAAUCAAUUCAUCCAUUUUGUGACAAAUUGAAACGGGAUCCUUUACAAACAGAAUGCACUGAUGAUCGAACAUCUGUGGCCUUGUGCAAUUUAGUAGAACACGCCGAAGAACUUCCAAGAAAAUAUCAGAAUUUUGAUGAAAUUAAUCACGUGGAAUCAGGACGAGAAGGAUUUUAUGGGGGAUCUGUAACAUUAUCUGAUUAUUGCCCAUAUAUACAAGAAUUUACGUGGAGAAGCAAAAAUGUUAUUGUGAGAGGUUCACACUGCCAAUUUGAAGAAAAUAAUCCAUCUAGCGAUAAAAAUUUUGCUUUGGAAAAAUAUGGUAUAUAUUCCAAAUGUUUCGAACAUACUGAUCAAAUGUGGGAGGAAAGGUCCUGCAAGCAAGUUCGACAGUGGCAACAUUGGGGCUCUGGAUGUUAUGAAUACAUGUGCGAGGAUGGACGACUUCACAUCAUGGUGUCCAACUACACAUACACUUGCCAUUAUCCAGGCCAAAAAUUGAACAUAAAAAUACUGAGUAAUGGUUGGCUGCAUCGCGGAGCGAUUAUUUGCCCAUCUUGCCACGAAUUGUGUAAUGAAUAUUUUUCGAAGCAAAACGAGAAGUGCAAGCCCGACGAUGAGGCGCCCGCCACUCACCUAUAUCCUCGAGAUUGGUUGACUUGUGGUGCAUAUUCCUUGGGAUAUAGUGAAACUUACGAAUAUUUUAUUGGUCGAUGUAUUGACUUAUUCUCCAACUCAGUCAUGGAUGCACAGAGUCAGAGUCCUUGUUUUUUCAUUUUUGAAUACAGUUAUACAACCCAUGUACCUCUUACUUGUAAGAGGCAUGCUGCCACUACAGCUUUUGCACACUCUCCAUAUACGUAUGCUGCAGCAAUGACCACGAAAGGCUGUGAUAUUUAG
Messenger RNA from Ctenocephalides felis (cat flea), 2263 nucleotides. Its product is annotated as leishmanolysin-like peptidase. The coding region runs from base 98 to 2263 and encodes 721 amino acids. The transcript is spliced from 14 exons. Gene Ontology annotation, biological process: cell adhesion; proteolysis. Lineage: Eukaryota; Metazoa; Arthropoda; Insecta; Siphonaptera; Pulicidae. Gene Ontology annotation, molecular function: metalloendopeptidase activity. Gene Ontology annotation, cellular component: membrane; cytoplasm. The record is from RefSeq and is a predicted model, not a curated record.